UACAGGAAAACAAGUCAUCUACCAUGAUGGUGCAAAGGCUAAGUGGUAUCACUUUCCUGCUGUUGCUGUGUCAACAUGCAUGUGCAAAUGUUAAACCAAAACAGGCAGUGGCCUGUCAAGAAGGAAAUGCGUAUCUCACAUGUGACUCUGGAUUCAUACAUAUCCUGGAUGCCAACUAUGGACGGACUGAUAUAUCAACUUGCUCAGAAGGAAAACCACUUCAGCAGAUCUCAAAUGUUUACUGCUACCAAGAAACAUCCUUCCGUACGAUGAGUGUUAGGUGUAAUGGAAAAAGAAGCUGUACUGUUGAUGCAGAGAACUCAGUUUUCUCCGAUCCUUGUUCUUCGACUUUUAAGUACCUGAAAGUGUCUUAUGAGUGUCGCCAACUGCAACAAAGCAUAACUUGUGAAAAUUUCCAAAGUGUCAUUGCCUGUGACGGUGGCAUUAUUUCUAUUCAUCAUGCCAAUUAUGGACGGCGGGAUUCUGCAACCUGCCCCCAUGCAACAGCAACAUCAAUCUGUUACUUUCCUCAGACCACUGGCAUGCGUUCCAGGUGCAAUGGAAAGAGGUCUUGUGAUCUAGAUGCUUCAAAUCAGGUGUUCUCCAAUCCAUGUGGCAACGUCUAUAAGUACCUGGAAGUGACGUAUUCCUGCGCAAGAGUUUAGCACAAGCUGCAUCAGUCGGUAUGGAGACAGCCUGGAAGAGCAGAAGCAGCACAUCCUUUUCAUUAGCACUGUUAUUUCUGUUUCUCUUUUCUUUAAAUUUGCUCUGAAACUGUUAUUGCUAAAAGCUUUAUACAAAUAAAUUGCAUCUGAAAUGAAAUCUUCCUU
This is a messenger RNA of Labeo rohita (rohu), 830 nucleotides long. RefSeq names its product L-rhamnose-binding lectin CSL3-like. Gene Ontology annotation, molecular function: carbohydrate binding. The record is from RefSeq and is a predicted model, not a curated record. NCBI's taxonomy places the organism in Eukaryota, Metazoa, Chordata, Actinopteri, Cypriniformes, Cyprinidae. Bases 24 to 665 code for a protein of 213 amino acids. The transcript has 9 exons.